AGGCCAGGAAACUACAACUCCCGGGACGCUCCGGAGCAGGGCCGCUGGACUACGGGAAGCGGCAGGCAGAGGCCAGCAAGAGGCAACUCCGGGAUCUUGGGUGCAAAAGCCCAAGGUUAGGAGCCGCAGGCAUGCUGCGUCCCAAGGCUUUAACCCAGGUGCUAAGCCAAGCCAACACUGGAGGUGUCCAGAGCACCCUGCUGCUGAAUAACGAGGGAUCUCUUCUGGCCUACUCCGGUUACGGGGAUACGGACGCCCGGGUUACCGCAGCCAUCGCCAGUAACAUCUGGGCCGCCUAUGACCGGAACGGGAACCAAGCGUUUAAUGAAGACAAUCUCAAAUUCAUUCUCAUGGACUGCAUGGAGGGCCGUGUAGCCAUUACCCGAGUGGCCAACCUUCUGCUGUGUAUGUAUGCCAAGGAGACUGUUGGCUUCGGAAUGCUCAAGGCCAAGGCGCAGGCCUUGGUGCAGUACCUGGAGGAUCCCCUCACCCAAGUAGCGGCAUCAUAGUGGGCGUUGGUGGAAGCUGGAGUCAGAAAAGAGAGAUGACCACUGGGAGGGGCAGGGCCCCCUGGGGAAACCUUCCUGGACUGUGGAGGGAGGGUGGGACUUUGUUUUUUCCAAGAAUAAACUUCAGCUCCUGU
Molecule: messenger RNA, 643 nt
Organism: Diceros bicornis minor
Lineage: Eukaryota; Metazoa; Chordata; Mammalia; Perissodactyla; Rhinocerotidae
Gene: LAMTOR2
Product: late endosomal/lysosomal adaptor, MAPK and MTOR activator 2
Exons: 4
Coding region: 132-509 (125 amino acids)
Biological process (GO): positive regulation of TOR signaling; cellular response to amino acid stimulus
Cellular component (GO): Ragulator complex
Molecular function (GO): guanyl-nucleotide exchange factor activity; molecular adaptor activity
Source: RefSeq, a predicted model, not a curated record